AUGGGACUCGUGACAGCGACCACGUUGGCCGUAAAGGGCGCCACGAUUCUUCUCGGGAAAGUGGCCAUUAUUCCCAUUCUGAUCGCAGCCCUAGCCUACUUUAACUACGAUCUGAUGGAUCCAGAGAAUCAGCCGCAGGUGACCAAGAGUCUACGAAGGGAAUACGAUUUCGUGGUGGUCGGUGGUGGUUCGGCCGGAAGCGUGGUCGUCAAUCGGCUCACGGAGAAUCCAGAAUGGACCGUGUUGCUGUUGGAGGCGGGGGGACACGAGACGGAAAUUACGGACGUGCCGAUACUGUCAAUUUAUUUGCACAAGAGCAAAGUGGACUGGAAGUAUAGGACGCAGCCGCAGGACUCGGCGUGUCAGGCGAUGGUCGAUCAUCGGUGUUGCUGGACCAGGGGGAAGGUUCUCGGUGGUUCAAGUGUGCUCAACACGAUGCUCUACAUUCGAGGAAAUCGUCGUGAUUUCGACCAAUGGGAAAGCUUCGGAAAUUACGGUUGGGGCUAUGACAAUGUCCUGCCUUACUUUAAGAAAUCCGAGGACCAAAGGAAUCCCUAUUUAGCUCGUAACACCAAAUAUCAUAACACUGGUGGUUACCUGACCGUGCAAGACGCGCCGUACAACACACCAUUGGGGGUGGCUUUCCUACAAGCCGGCGAGGAAAUGGGCUACGAGCUGGUCGACGUGAACGGCGAACAACAGACGGGUUUCGCGUUCUACCAGUACACGAUGCGAAGGGGAACAAGAUGCAGCACAGGGAAGGCGUUCGUCCGGCCGAUCCAGUUACGGAAGAACUUCCACCUGUCUCUAUGGAGCCAUGUGACGCGUAUUCUGAUCGAUCCCCGGACCAAACGGGCCUACGGUGUGGAGUUCAUCAGGGAUGGUCGCAAAGAGGUGGUGUACGCGAAGAAAGAAGUGAUACUCGCGGCUGGCGCCAUAAAUUCGCCGCAGCUUCUGAUGCUGUCUGGUAUAGGUCCUCGGGCACACCUGGAACAGGUGAGGAUCCCAGUGAUCCAAGACUCGCCAGGUGUAGGCCAGAAUCUGCAGGACCACAUCGCGGUAGGUGGUCUACUGACCUCUAACGUCGGUUUAGAGGCUGUAGGAUUCAUAUCCACGAAGUACGCGAACAAGAGCGACGACUGGCCAGACAUCGAGUUUAUGUUGACCUCCUCAUCCACCAGCUCAGACGGUGGUACACACGUGAAGAACGCACAUGGACUGACCGAUGAGUUCUACAACGAGGUCUUCGGUAAAAUCAAUAACCGUGAUGUGUUCGGCGUGUUCCCUAUGAUGCUAAGACCAAAGUCUCGCGGCGUCGUCAAGCUCAGAUCGAAGAAUCCGUUGGAUUAUCCGCUACUCUAUCAUAACUAUCUGACCCAUCCGGAUGAUGUUCGGGUUCUAAGGGAGGGCGUCAAAGCUGCGAUAGCUUUUGGCGAAACGAGCAGCAUGAAACGUUUCGGCGCCAGGUUUCACAGUAAGCCUGUGCCGAACUGCAAACACCUGCCGUUGUUCACGGACGAGUACUGGGACUGCGCGAUCCGACAGUACACCAUGACGAUUUAUCAUAUGAGCUGCACCGCCAAAAUGGGUCCACGGACCGAUCCUAUGGCCGUUGUCGAUCCGGAAUUGAGGGUACACGGGAUCGAUGGUCUCAGGGUUAUCGACGCGUCGAUCAUGCCCACGAUCACCAACGGCAACAUCAAUGCGCCUGUGAUCAUGAUCGGGGAGAAAGGCGCAGAUAUGAUUAAGAAACAGUGGCUGUCGCGUCGGAAGAGGGACAACGCAACGAUCGCUGGCUCCUGA
Molecule: messenger RNA, 1803 nt
Organism: Dufourea novaeangliae
Lineage: Eukaryota; Metazoa; Arthropoda; Insecta; Hymenoptera; Halictidae
Product: glucose dehydrogenase [FAD, quinone]
Molecular function (GO): flavin adenine dinucleotide binding; oxidoreductase activity, acting on CH-OH group of donors
Source: RefSeq, a predicted model, not a curated record